AUGACCAACAUUCGAAAAACCCACCCACUAGCCAAAAUCAUCAACAACUCAUUCAUUGACCUACCCACACCAUCAAAUAUCUCAGCAUGAUGAAAUUUCGGAUCUCUUCUCGGAAUCUGCCUAAUCUUACAAAUUCUAACAGGCCUAUUCCUAGCCAUACAUUACACCUCAGACACAACUACAGCCUUUUCAUCAGUUACACACAUCUGCCGGGACGUAAACUACGGCUGAAUCAUUCGAUACAUACACGCAAAUGGAGCAUCCAUAUUCUUCAUCUGCCUAUACAUACACGUAGGACGAGGACUAUACUACGGCUCCUACACAUUCACAGAAACAUGAAACAUCGGCAUCAUUCUCCUAUUUACCGUCAUAGCCACAGCAUUCAUAGGCUAUGUUCUACCAUGAGGACAAAUAUCAUUCUGAGGAGCAACCGUCAUUACCAACUUACUAUCAGCAAUUCCCUACAUCGGAACUGACUUAGUACAAUGAAUCUGAGGCGGAUUUUCAGUUGACAAAGCAACCCUAACACGAUUCUUCGCCUUCCACUUUAUCCUUCCCUUCGUAGUAUCAGCACUAGCAGCAGUACAUCUACUAUUCUUACACGAGACAGGAUCCAACAACCCCUCCGGAAUUCCAUCUGACUCAGACAAAAUCCCAUUUCACCCCUACUACACAAUCAAAGACAUCCUAGGAGCCCUACUCCUCAUUCUAACCCUAAUAUUACUAGUAUUAUUCUCACCCGACCUGCUAGGAGAUCCCGACAACUAUACUCCCGCUAAUCCCCUAAGUACUCCACCACAUAUCAAACCCGAAUGAUAUUUCCUAUUUGCCUACGCAAUCUUACGAUCCAUCCCUAACAAACUAGGAGGAGUACUAGCCCUAGCACUCUCUAUCCUAAUUCUUGCCAUCAUCCCCCUACUCCACACAUCAAAACAACGAGGAAUAAUAUUCCGACCCAUCAGCCAAUGCUUAUUCUGACUAUUAGUAGCAGACCUGCUCACACUAACAUGAAUCGGGGGACAACCAGUCGAACACCCCUACAUCACCAUCGGACAACUAGCCUCAAUCCUAUACUUUACAAUCCUACUAGUACUAAUACCCAUCACUAGCAUUAUCGAAAACAACAUCCUAAAAUGAAGA
Messenger RNA from Leptonychotes weddellii (Weddell seal), 1140 nucleotides. Lineage: Eukaryota; Metazoa; Chordata; Mammalia; Carnivora; Phocidae. The record is from the annotation of a RefSeq genome assembly.